Molecule: messenger RNA, 1107 nt
Organism: Rosa chinensis
Lineage: Eukaryota; Viridiplantae; Streptophyta; Magnoliopsida; Rosales; Rosaceae
Product: nuclear transcription factor Y subunit B-3
Exons: 1
Coding region: 183-785 (200 amino acids)
Biological process (GO): regulation of transcription by RNA polymerase II
Cellular component (GO): nucleus; CCAAT-binding factor complex
Molecular function (GO): DNA-binding transcription activator activity, RNA polymerase II-specific; RNA polymerase II cis-regulatory region sequence-specific DNA binding; protein heterodimerization activity
Source: RefSeq, a predicted model, not a curated record
UCGCCCCCAAGCACACUCCCCUCUCUCAUCGCCCUUUUCCCAGAAAUUCCAACUCUCUCUCUCUCUCUCUGUGUUUUCCAUAAUUUUCGGAAUCUCAUUGAUCCUUCAUUUCCAUGACCUGUAAUUCUAUCCAAUAUUGUUGUUUGUUUUAAGAGAGAGAAAAAAAGAAGAAGUUUGGUUGAAUGGCGGACUCGGACAACGACUCGGGAGGCGGGCACAACAGCCCCGGAGGUUAUACGAAGAGCGAGCUGUCACCUCGGGAACAGGACCGGCUGUUACCAAUUGCCAACGUCAGUAGGAUCAUGAAGAAGGCGCUGCCGGCCAACGCCAAGAUCUCCAAGGACGCCAAGGAGACCGUGCAGGAGUGCGUCUCCGAGUUCAUAAGCUUCAUCACCGGCGAGGCCUCCGACAAGUGUCAGCGCGAGAAGCGGAAGACCAUCAACGGCGACGAUUUGCUCUGGGCCAUGACCACCCUCGGCUUCGAGGAGUACGUCGAGCCGCUCAAGGUCUACUUGCAGCGGUUUAGGGAGAUGGAGGGCGAGAAGAGUAGCAUGGCAGCGCGUGAUAAGGACCCCAGCGGCGGGGUUGUUGUGUUCGAGGGCGCUGGGAGCGGCGGUGGCGGCGGUGGCGGUGGAGGAGGGGGAGGAGUCUAUUGGCAGCAGCCGCAGCCGCAGCAGCAGCAGCAGCCGCAUCAGGGACACGUGUACGGCGGUGGCGGGUUUCAUCAGAUGGGAGUUGGGAUUGGAAAGGGUGGGCCCGGGUCCAACAUGGGUAGGCCCAGAUGAUUAUAAAAGCUACUUCUGCUUUUGGAUGCCCUUUUUAUAAUUUCCAUUGCUAAUUUGCUGGGUGGAGUCUCAAGCGCUCUCUGUAGACUCUCCCCUCCUCCUUGUUACUAUUUAGUGUCCUGGAUUAAGAACCCUUCUAUUUAUCAAAAAAAAAAACUAGCUUGUGAAUUUUAGUAAUUCUUGUACAUUUUGUGUUGCGAACUGAGGGCCGGAAUUUAGGUUGGUUUCUGAUGCAUGAUCACGCUUGAAUUCUUCGUACUGAAAUAAAAUAUAGGAGAGGAGCGCGUGACAUAAUGAUAGAAUUCACAUUUAUUCAGUGUAA